Marasmius oreades (fairy-ring Marasmius) is the source of this 1477-nucleotide messenger RNA. RefSeq lists its product as uncharacterized. The transcript has 15 exons. The record is from RefSeq and is a predicted model, not a curated record. Bases 358 to 1359 code for a protein of 333 amino acids. Lineage: Eukaryota; Fungi; Basidiomycota; Agaricomycetes; Agaricales; Marasmiaceae.
CACUUAUCCUGCACCACCACCAUCCGCUUUUCCAGCCUGUGAGAGUAAAUCUGUCCUUACUCGAAUCUUAUCAGCGCUGCGAUACCGACUACUCUUGAAAUCAUGAUAGGGAGAUUAAGGUUUCUAGAGAUGGGACAGAAGUAUACCUACAUGUGCGGCAAAGUGAAGGUUCUCAUGUAACCUAUACUUGUCCUUGUCUAGUUUCGCUGUUAAAAGGGCGGUUCAGGACCCACCGAGCAGAAAGAUGCCAUCGACCAUCAUAGUUAGAAGAAAAUGAUGAGCUUGCGGUACUUUCCCACUGUCUGGAGGUUUAUAUAGGAGGGGGCUGAGGUUCUUGUUUUCGAGCGUGUUGGAAGAAUGCCCUUCGAUGGUCAAAUUGGUGCUUUGGAGGUCGGGGUCCUGACCGCCGUAUUCCUCUUCGGGAUAACCACUACCCAGACAUACCUUUAUUACCAUUUGUUCCCCCAUGAUCCCAAACGAACGAGGCAACUGGUGGCGAUUGUAUGGGUUCUAGAGCUGGCAACCUCCAUAUCGGCUACUCACGUAUGCUAUACCUACACCGUAACGCGUUUUGGGAACAACAAUGUUCCUCACAUGAAACUACCCCCAACGGUCGGAGUCAAUCUCUUUCUAUCUGAGAUUGUUUUCGUGCUAGUACAAAGCUAUUUUCUACUGCGCAUUACUCAAGUUUCACGAACUUGGUUCUUCACAGUCGGAUGCGCAAUAUUGUUAUCAAUACGUUUCGUGAUCACCACGUUUGCAGCUGUCGAGGCAUUGUUGACGGACACAUUGGACCAAUUCCUCAAACAGUGGAAUUGGGCGAUAAUCACUUUUUUAACCAUAGGUGCAUUCCUCGAUGUAGUUGUCCCCUUCGGACUGGUGUACUUUUUGUACGUCCAGCGAGCCGUCGCGUAUAAAACAACCGUUUUGAUAGUCGACAAGCUGAUCCUUUGGACAGUCGAGACGGGAAUAGCAACUGGACUUCUGGCCGUACUUGUUUUGAUUAUGUACCUUGCGUUACCAGGAAGAUUUGCCUGGAUAUGUGUCUACGCGUGCUUGCCAAAACUGUUUUCGAACGCACUCCUCGCCAACCUGAAUUCUCGUGUCAAGCUGAGAGCCAUGCAGGAGGGCAGCGACGCGGUUGAAAUGGCGUCAUCAGAUCCGACUAUUCGAAACACUGUCCAUUUCCCUCAUCGACUGGGAGCAAAGGUAACUGUCAGCACACAGAGGGUCAGGACCAUCGACGACGGGUUGUCUAAGCCAGUUGAUGUCGAAGUCGAAGAGGCGGCACAGUAUUCUGGAGACGGGACUCCAAGUUCCACAAAUGACCGCAAAGAUACAGAUUUCAUCAUCAUGUAAAAAGGGAAGUGGAGUAUGAGCUUGUAGUUGUAUUGGAAAUCACUUUGUUCAACCUAUAUAUUCUACUAUGCGGUCUCGUUGUGAGGAGUCCCCUCCUUUGAGUAUGCCUGUUGACUCC